AUGUGGAACAGCGUCGGAUUCUAUCAGGUUUGUGUGCUUGUAUUGAGGGUGCUUUUAAUGGGUUUCUGUGCCUCGCCCCACAUCGCCAAGCUGGGGAUGACUCCUGUGUCUUGUGUGCUCGAGGUCUUCUUUGACCGCACACGCUACUCCCAAGGCUCUCUCCUCUCCACGCUCCAUGUUUUCCGGCCGUCUCAGUACCCCCUUGUUCUCCCUCACUUCGUCCCCAUGCAGAUCGCCAAGCUGGGGAUGAUACCCGUAUCCUGCGUGCUAGAGGUCUUCUUUGACCGCAUGCGCUACUCCCAGGGCUCGCGCCUCUCCGUGCUGCUGGUGCUGAUAGGGGUGGCCACGUGCACCAUCGCUGACAGCAGUCUCAGCGUGAAGGGCAUGGUGGCAGCGGCUGUCGCUGUCUGCUCCACUGCCCUGCAGCAAUACUACGUGCAAUACCUGCAGAAGAAGUAUCGCCUGGGCUCGUUCGACCUGCUCUCCCACACAGCACCCGUGCAAGCCGGCUCGCUCGUUCUGCUGGGCCCUCUUAUUGACUGGCUGUUGUCUGGUGCCCGUGUUGACAGCUACGACUUCAGUGUUCCCUCUGUGCUGUGCAUUGGGCUCUCAUGCCUGAUAGCUGUGGCGGUCAACGCGAGUCAGUUCAUCUGCAUCGGUCGCUUCACAGCCCUCACCUUCCAGGGCCUGGGCCACAUGAAGACCCUCUCCGUGCUCGUGCUCGGAUACGCUCUCUUUGGAUUGGACGGACUCAACGCACCGGGCCUGGGCCACAUGAAGACCCUCUCCGUGCUCGUGUUUGGAUACGCUCUCUUUGGAUUGUAUGGACUCAACGCACCGGUAAGUCGCUUCAUGGUGCAUGCUAGCUUUGAGGGCGAGGAUGAGGUGUAG
Molecule: messenger RNA, 891 nt
Organism: Closterium sp. Naga37s-1
Lineage: Eukaryota; Viridiplantae; Streptophyta; Zygnematophyceae; Desmidiales; Closteriaceae
Source: the annotation of a GenBank genome assembly